UAGUUGGUUGAAGGAGCUCGCGGAGCAGUACCGUUACCGGUUGGCGCAUAAGCAGCCGAGAAUCGGCACCGAGAGAAAGAGACGGAUUGGAAGAUAAAGCGCGAGCGAGGGAGGGGAGCGAGUGAGAAAGGGAGCCGCGGAAUAAGUGAGAAUCGGAGCGCAAGCGCGUGCGUGCGGGCGCAGUAUUAGUGGGCUCUGGAAGAAGUGUUGAGCGAGGGAGAGAACGAAGAUCGAGCCUCCCCGAAGCCGCCGAAGCUCCGUGAACGGCGGCCUCGAGAGAUCUUCGCUGUUGAGGUACCAGAGGAGAUUCGCGAAGCUCGGUACAGAGCAGGUCCGGCGGUGCUGAGUCGCGGAUCUUAGCCCGCGGCGGACUCGUGUCGGCUUUUCCAGUCCGAGUUUGUGUCGCGCGAGAGACGCGGGUUCGGAGCUCGGUGCGGAAAUCGAGUCGAGUUCGCGAGUUUCCAUAGUUUCUGGGGAGCGAGAUCGCGCCGGGAAUCGAGCCCGAAUAAUUGGAGGCCGCGACGAUCUCCGAUUCCAGUUUCGACAGUCGCGGCCCACUUUUCCCGAUCAUGACUCGAAACCCCGGGACAAAAGUCGCGCUCAACUUGCGCCAGGAGUUGGAGCCAGCGCGGGUGAAACCGGCGGUAAGAUCGUGAAUCGACGGACUCGAGUGCGCGAGAAUCCAGCCAGGGCGUCGUCGAUCCCAACCGAUUUGGGCGCACCUGCCCCAGCCGGAUACAGUUCGCAUUCCCUCGUGCGGUGGGCGUCCCGGAAGCAGGAAAUGGCUUUGCCAAACGAGAGCGAUGCCAAAACGGACGAGAAAGUUUUUGUGCUCGGAUGCUGGAGACUGCGAUGAGAUAGAAAUCGAUUAAGGAGGUUUCGGCCGGCAAAGAAGGCAGAAAUUUAAUAAUCGAGAGGAGAAAAAAGGAGGAAAAAAUGGUGUCGUGCUACGAGGAAGGAUUCAGACUCGCUGACGCCGCGUCAGAGUGUUCGAUGCGAAGCAAAGCUCGGAUCGAUACACUUUUCGAAGACACGAGAUCGAUUUGCAGCUCGAUCCCCGGUGGCUGGGGGGCAGCGACGAUCGAUCAUUAUUCCCUCGACACCAAUGAAAUGAGCUCGGAAGAACAAGUUCGGGCGAACGGCGCGGUCCAGGCCCGAAUCGAAGCGAUGUUUGCCUCGGUCGAGGCUGAAACUGGCACACUUGGAAAAUCUGCAGCAGCUGUACUUCCGGUUCGGUACAUGGGUGCAGCGCCGGUGGGCGGUCGCGUCGCGAGUGUCCGAGGUUUGCAAGAGCCACUUCGUCAAUUAUUGGAGCGAGUGGAGGACUCGACGAGCGCAGAGUUGGAAAUUUCGAGGCGGGGUUUGACGUUCCGAGGUUCGGAGAUGAGCGAAAAAACGAAUCCUUUUCGUCGCAUAGCGGUCUGGAGUGCUCUUCGGCUCCGUUCGAAAGCGUCAUCGAAGGACGAGGAAGUGACGCACGCGUUUUUGCCGCUGGUGACAGAAGAGCAGAAGCUACCGAGAGGCGGGACGGAGGAGAAGCACGCGGAUCUUUACAGAGUGAUGAAGGGAGUGAAAUGCGACACGAAGGAUUAUCCGCCGAUAUUUGCGGUAGUGAUGCGUCGUCCGGGGGCGGUGAGACUCCUCGAGUGUCACGCAUUCGCGUGUAAAACGGAAGAAGACGCGGUGGCAGCCGCGGCGACGCUCUAUCGUGCGCUGUUGGCGGAUCUGGACGCGAAUCGUCGACGACCGAGGCAGAGCAACGGUUUGGGCUGCGUCAGUUUGGCCUCGGUAGCCUCCAGUUUCCCGGAGCCCUCGAUCCUCGGCUCCUACACUCAAAACUCGAGGAUAUCGCUGUCCACGUCCCCCGGAACGCCUGCACAUCCGGUCCGUCCACCGAGGUCGAAGAAGACCUCAACAUUUGGAGCCGACAAAGUAUCGCUGCGCUCCGCCAAGCCUGAAAGCAUCAAUAGGUCAAAAGGUAAAAUAAAAAAAGUAUCGGAAAUCAAAGCCGAGGAUAUUCUCGAAGCGAGGAGCCGGAAAUUAUCAGCUUCGAGAAUAGCCGCGCUGAAAGAACUUCGGGACGGAAAAAUCGUUCCGAUCAACGAUAAAAAAACAAAUAACAAAACUCAGAACGAACCCUUCGAGAGGGAGUCUGGGAACGAGGAACUCAAGAAUCUGAAUAACAAACUUCGGCACCGCGACAUCACGAGGGUCAAUGAGCCUCGAGAAAAAUCCCUCAAUUAUGCCUUUAAAAGCGCUUACACCGGAGAAAGGCUUCUCAACAAUUAUGAACAAUUACCUAAAAUCAGUAAAUCCUUCGAUUAUCAAAACAAUCCGGAAGUGAAUUAUUCGUUCGUCGAAAGAAAUGGGAGUAUCACUGACGAGCUGGUACUGGACGAGAAAAACAGUGAUUUUUACGAGUCGAACGAGGUUUCCUACGAGCUGAAUCGGCCCAGGGAGUACAGCGACUCGAGAGCCCGUAGUUCGAAUAAAAAACGAGAAACUUCACAUCCGGUAUCGGCGACUCCGUCGAGAAGUCGAGAAAACUCGAUGUACGAGAGCGUCCGAGCUCUGGACAAACGUAGCACUCGCGAGAAAAUGUACGAAGAGCAUUUUAAGGACGUAGACAAAAUUUACAGUCUCGGGCCCGAGGAGAUCUCGAGACCGGGAUCGAGGAAGAUUAGGAAAAAUUCUGAGAACGAGGAAAACUUUUCGUUUUCGAGAGCCAGUAGAUCCAGCAACGUAGAGGAAAAAAAACCGGUGGGAAAUCCACGAUCCGGAGGAAGAUUGAGCAGAGUAAAUACGAUGGACAUGCCCUUGAGAAAUAAUCAAAGUGGGUUUUCAAGGUCAAGGGAAAACGAGGAUCAGUCAAAUGUACGAAAACGAACGAGAGCGGGAAGUGAACCACCGUUCAGCAGAACCGAGGACGCUGUCAAAAGUCAUCGCCAAGAAUCGAAAUUGAAAAGAUCGCAGAGCGAUCUGGAGAUCGACAGAGGCGACCCGAUGACGAGAGUCGAAUUGCCUAGACGCGGCAGUUUUCUCAAACCCGGAAGUGCCCGGUUACCUAACAACGUUAGCGGCGGAACUCCCCUCGGGUUCACCGAACUGUUCGACGAGUUUCGUAACCAGGAAGGACUAACCAGCGUCGACGACAUUCUCGCUGCGAUUAUCGAUCCCGAAGGAAUGUCGUUCAACGAUCUUAAGCCGCUGUACAAAGAGUUUCUGUUGAAAUUAGCAGCGACCUUGACGCAGGAUGAAUUGUAUGAGAGAUCAGCGAGUAUAAUGAGGCGUCGUCGUCGUCCACAGCGAAGACGAUCGACCAGGAAGCCCUGUCUUCUCGGCCGAGCUAUCAGACGGUCGGUGUCGAGGCUCAAAGGCGGCCCUACAGAGUUCACCUCCGUUAUAUUUCCAGCGAGGAAACUGAACGACAGCUUCGACAGCAGCUCCUCGUGUGAGGCACGGAACAAUCGAAAAAAUUCCGCUCGCGUUUUGGCCAGUCGUCUGUCGAGAAAACGCUCGUCCUGGAGAAACAAAAAAUCCGUUGUUACACAAACUACGUCCGAGGACAGUGACACUUGUCGUCGCUUGGUUCGAAGUGGUGGAGCCGGCGCAAACCGGAGUAGCAGCGGUUACGUGAGCUGUAGCGAGUGUAGCUACGAUUCGGAGUCGUGCACGUGCGUCUCGGCGGACAAGUGUUACUGCUCGUUGUCGCGUCGAGUUCCGACCGAGCCGGAAGCAGCGAACAACACUCUCGUUUGCGCCUGCGACACGGACAGCUGUUCCGACAGUAACAAGUGUUACUGCGCUCGAAAAGCUUCUCAACCGACGAUUUUGGAGCAACUACGGCAACGUGGAAUCGUCCCCUCGGAGAGUUCAUUGAGCAGAGCUGGGAGUCCCGAACGAGGAAAGACGUCAAAGAUCAAUCGGAGUCACGCGUCGUCGAAGAGUUUAGAAUUUCUGAAAGUUCGUCCAUCCCCAGGACGCAGCAGCUCGGAUAAUCUUGCUCUGGACUACGAUCUUUUCAGUCCAGGCAAAAAGUCACAGCAUUCGCCGGCAGGAAGUGAAAAAGUAUUGGUCGUGAGUGCUCGAGACCCUCAAGGUCGUUUAGUUUACGUGGGGGGUACGGAGAGAGACAAAAAGUCAUUUGAGAAAGGAUCAAAUCGAAGCGAAGCUCACCACGAGGCGUUGUCGAUUAAGAAAAGCGCUGAAAUCGCAGCUGUUUUCGGGCCUGGUUCCGUCCGGGGCUGUCGAAGAGCCUCGAGUAUUACGAGUGCUCGAAGCUCGGUCAGUCUAGAAGCUGGAUUGGGUUAUUUACCUUGAACUGGCUUGAAACACAGAUAAAAAUAAAAAGGAAGUAAAGCAAAUAAGUAAAUAAAAAAAACUGCGCGCAUAAAGACUUGAUUUCCACUAGAAAAAUCAUAUAAAUAAUAUAUCGAAAAAUUAAAUAAUAAUAAAAAAUAAGGAAAAAUCAAAUGAUGAUGAAAAUAAAAUAUGAAGAAAUAGUAACUAGAGACGAGAGCAAAUAUCGUGAUAUUUGACCACGAGCCAGUAUUUUUUUUUGAUUCUGGAUUCAUUAGCUUGUGCUCACUUCUGUAUUGUACCUGCGAAUAAAAAGUAGCGAUUACAGUGAAUAAAUAAGAACGAAACACAAUUCUUCAAUAGAAUUUGUCGAUUUUGAACGAGCGUUGUUCGAAUUCAUCGCUAUCAAUUGUUCUUCAACUUGAGUCGGUCAAAUUAAUCCUGAAUCAUUAAUCCAUGCACAAAAUCUUGUUACAAUCGUUUCAUGAAUUCAGCACCGGUUUGGCAAUCUCAAUUUGGAAGUCCCGAAACCCGAAACGAGCCUCAAUGUUCGAUUCCAUUUCGUCGAGAUUGUAUUUAUUUUUCCUAAUCUGCUACAAUGGACCUGAUAACUUUAACGAGUAUCAAUCGAGGGACCGUGCAAUAAUUGCGGAUUCUAAGAAAAAUCUCGCAGAGCUAACAUAUUAAAAGUCCUGGUUAUUUUAAACACUUUUAUAUACAAUAAUCUAUUGUAUUUAGAUAGUAUUACAAGUUUUUUUGAUUUUUUAACGUUAUAAAUAUAUACAAAUUUCGCAUUUUA
Molecule: messenger RNA, 5098 nt
Organism: Venturia canescens
Lineage: Eukaryota; Metazoa; Arthropoda; Insecta; Hymenoptera; Ichneumonidae
Exons: 6
Coding region: 937-4320 (1127 amino acids)
Source: RefSeq, a predicted model, not a curated record